GGCGCCUCGGUCUGCGUCAAGUAUGGGCAGAGCACGACCAGCCGCAGCUCGGUAGCCGAGAGCAGCGGCGGCGAGCAAAGCCCGGACGAUGAUAGCGACGGGCGCUGCGAGCUGCUGCUACGUGGCCCCGGCGGAGGUAGCGGCUCCGGAGUCGUCGUCAGCUCUGGGGGCGCCCUACUCAAGGCGCCUGAGGGCGGCGCCUGCUCCAAUAGCCACCACGGCGGCGGCGGCGGCGGGGGCAAGAAGUCUAAGGAGCAGAAGGCGCUGCGACUCAACAUCAACGCCCGCGAGCGGAGGCGCAUGCACGACCUGAACGACGCGCUCGACGAGCUGCGGGCCGUCAUCCCUUACGCUCACAGCCCCUCGGUGCGGAAGCUCUCGAAGAUCGCCACGCUUCUCCUGGCCAAGAACUAUAUUCUUAUGCAAGCGCAGGCCCUCGAUGAGAUGCGCCGCCUUGUUGCUUAUCUCAACCAGGGCCAGGCUAUUUCGGCUGCCUUGUUGCCCCCCUCCUCGUCCGGCGGAGAGCUUUCUCCGUGCUCCUUGCGNNNGGCUCUCGGGGCCUAUGAGCAGGCGGCGGCAGGCUACCCUUUCAGUGCCGGCCUGCCGCCCGCCACCUCUUGCCCGGAGAAAUGUGCCAUUUUCAAUAGCGUCUCGUCCAGUCUCUGCAAACAGUGCACGGAGAAGCCUUAA
Messenger RNA from Python bivittatus (Burmese python), 690 nucleotides. The record is from RefSeq and is a predicted model, not a curated record. Lineage: Eukaryota; Metazoa; Chordata; Lepidosauria; Squamata; Pythonidae.